GUGGCGGGGGGGCAGUCAUUGACUUUUAUGGUUUGCAGGUGUGCAGUCAGUGUGCAUAUUGAUUAUAAGGCGACUUCACAGGCUUUGAAUGAACUCUCUCCUCCUCACUAGCUCAGAAAUGUUUUGGAGCGUGCUUCUGACAGCGCUGUGUGGAUAUGCAGCAGCCUCGUCUAACUCAGAGCUGGAUCGACACUGGCAGCUAUGGAAGAAACUGCAUAAUAAAGUGUAUUCCCAAGAGCUUGAGGAGCUUGGUCGCAGGCACAUAUGGGAAGAAAACUUGGAAAUGAUUAAUGUCCAUAACCUCGAGGCCUCUCUGGGCUUACACACCUAUGAGCUGGCGAUGAACCACCUAGGAGACCUGACCAAUGAUGAAAUUAUCAGCACCCUAAUGGGCACAGUUGUGCCUUCAGACCUGGAGAGAGAAUCCUCCAGCAGUAUCAAGGUCAACAACUCUCUACCUCCAACUCUGGACUGGAGGGAAAAAGGCCUGGUGACAGAAGUCAAAAUGCAGGGUAUGUGUGGCUCUUGUUGGGCCUUCAGUGCAGUUGGAGCUCUUGAAGGGCAACUCAAGAAGACCACAGGCAUGCUGAUGUCUCUCAGCCCUCAGAAUUUGGUGGAUUGCUCCUUAAAAUAUGGCAACCAUGGCUGUUACGGUGGAUUUAUGUCAAACGCUUUCCAAUACGUCAUCACUAACCCAGGCAUAGAUUCUGAUGCAUCUUACCCCUAUGUUGCUAGGCGUGGUGAAUGCAAGUAUGACCCAAAGCAUCGUGCUGCAAACUGCUCGGCCUAUGCUUUCUUACCAGAGGGAGAUGAAUAUGCGUUGAAGGCAGCCCUUGCUGAUGUUGGUCCGAUCUCUGUAGCCAUUGACGCCUCAAGGCCGAAGUUUAGCUUCUACCGUCAUGGUGUAUACAGAGACCACACAUGCACCCAUAAUGUGAACCAUGGCGUGCUGGUUGUGGGCUACGGCACUGAGUGGGGACGUGAUUACUGGCUGGUCAAAAACAGUUGGGGUGUUAACUACGGAGAUGGAGGCUACAUCAAGAUGGCUCGCAACAGAAGAAAUCAGUGUGGCAUCGCCCUUUAUGCUUGUUACCCCAUCAUGUGAUUGGGCAAAAAGAAAUAAACAAUUUGAUCCUUAA
This is a messenger RNA of Cheilinus undulatus (humphead wrasse), 1139 nucleotides long. Its product is annotated as cathepsin S-like. The transcript has 8 exons. Gene Ontology annotation, cellular component: lysosome. The record is from RefSeq and is a predicted model, not a curated record. NCBI's taxonomy places the organism in Eukaryota, Metazoa, Chordata, Actinopteri, Labriformes, Labridae. Gene Ontology annotation, molecular function: cysteine-type endopeptidase activity. Gene Ontology annotation, biological process: immune response. The coding region runs from base 89 to 1105 and encodes 338 amino acids.